Molecule: messenger RNA, 432 nt
Organism: Adineta steineri
Lineage: Eukaryota; Metazoa; Rotifera; Eurotatoria; Adinetida; Adinetidae
Source: the annotation of a GenBank genome assembly
CCACAAGCAGUACCACCACGAGCAGCAGUAGUACUUCAAGUAGCACUACUACUACCACUACUACGACAACAAGUAGCAGCAGUACUUCAAGUAGUACCACUACAAGCAGCAGCAGUACUUCAAGUAGCAUCACUACCACGACCACCACUACCAGUACCACUACAAGCAGUAGCAGUACUACAAGUAGUAGUACAACGAGCAGCAGCAGUACUUCCAGUAGCACCACUACUACGACUACCACCAGCAGUACCACUACAAGCAGUAGUAGCACUACAAGUAGUAGUACAACGACUAGUAGCAGUACUUCAAGUAGCACUACCACGAGCAGCAGCAGUACCUCAAGUAGCACUACUACCACCAGCAGUGGUACUUCAACGAGCAGUAGCAGUACCACAAGUAGUACGGCUUCCACUACAACUUCUCAAAGACUAA